GUCCGUUUUAAGAGUUGAAAGAAUAGAACCUAAUAAUUAUUGAAGGAUGAAGUUCUUGGGACUUUUUUUAAUUGGGAUCCUUUCUUUAUCGAGUAUUUUGGGUGAACAGGAAGGCUGUUACGUCGGAGCUAAGGGAAGUCUACAUUUUCCAACUAAUUUUAGUUUUGGCGUUGCAACUUCAGCUUAUCAAAUUGAAGGCGGCUGGAAUGCAGAUGGAAAAGGAGUAUCAAUUUGGGAUGAAUUCACUCAUAACAAACCUCACCAAAUAACUGAUGGAUCCAAUGGAGAUUUAGCUGAUGACUCUUAUCACCGGUUUGACGACGAUUUGAAACUUCUAAAGGAUCUUAAGGUUGGUCAUUAUCGUUUCUCAAUUUCUUGGUCAAGAAUUUUCCCUAACGGUGAUGUUUCCUUCAAAAAUCAAGCUGGAGUUGACUAUUACAACGAUGUUAUUGAUAAGCUUCUUGCUAAUGGAAUAACACCUUUGGUCACUAUUCACCACAGCAAUACGCCAUUAGAAAUUCAGAAAAGAGGAGGUUUUACCAGCUCGAUGAUUAUUGACUAUUUUGUAGAUUUUGCAACAGAAUUAUUCGAAAUGUUCGGUGAUAGAGUUAAAAAUUGGAUAACUUUCAACGAACCUUGGACCAUCUGUAAUCUUGGUUAUGGUAUCGCGGUAAUUCCGCCACUUUUCAAUGAUUCUGGAUUGGGAGAUUAUGUUUGUAUACAUAACGUCCUAAUGGCACAUGGAGCCACUUACCGUGUUUAUAAGGAAAAGUUCUUCCAAAAACAAGGUGGUAAAGUGGGAAUUGCUCUUGAUACUAACUAUUUCAAUUCGACGAAUUCUUCUGACACCGUUACUUUUGAGCGUGCAAUGCAAUUUAAUAUUGGUUACUUGGCACAUCCAAUUUUCAGUAAAGACGGUGGUUACCCCCCAGUAAUGGUGAACGAUAUAGCAAGAAACAGUUUGGAAGAGGGUAGAUUUAGGUCACGAUUGCCAACUUUCGAUAGAGAAUGGAGAGAUAUUAUCAAGGGUUCAGCUGAUUUCUUAGGUCUCAAUUACUAUCGAUCGAAUCCUUUAAGGAAAGCCUCUGGUCCAGUUGGUACAAGUCCCUCAUUUGAACGAGAUCUUAAUGUCGAGAGUGUUCUUGAUUUGUACACAUGUAAUCCAGAAGGUCUAGAGGGUGUUUUGCAUUGGCUUCGAAAAGAGUACAAUAAUCCUCCAAUGAUAAUUACAGAAAAUGGUUGGCGUGAUGAUUAUGGGAAAAUUGAAGAUGAUGACCGAAUUGAUUUCUUAAAGAGUCAUUUACAAGCUGUUCUGAAUGCAGUAAAUGAUGGAUGCAAUGUUUACGGUUAUACUCAUUGGAGUUUGAUUGAUAAUUUCGAAUGGGUUUUUGGGUUCACGAAUAAAUUUGGACUUUAUGCAGUUAAUAGGACAAGUCCUACAUUGGAGAGGUACCCGAAAAAGUCAGCUCACUUCUAUAAGAUGGUUAUAAGUUCAAGAGUAUCACCGAACGGAAUUAUUGUUUAA
Eupeodes corollae is the source of this 1525-nucleotide messenger RNA. RefSeq names its product myrosinase 1-like. The record is from RefSeq and is a predicted model, not a curated record. Gene Ontology annotation, molecular function: beta-glucosidase activity. The coding region runs from base 47 to 1525 and encodes 492 amino acids. The transcript has 8 exons. Gene Ontology annotation, biological process: carbohydrate metabolic process. Lineage: Eukaryota; Metazoa; Arthropoda; Insecta; Diptera; Syrphidae.